AUGGUCGUGGUCGUCGCUAGCCUGGCGGAACCGGUCUACUGGGUCCUCCGCAGGGCUGACAUGUCCCAACACGGAGAACCAUCGAGCGCGCUCGUUGCAGGCAAGCCAAUCUACGCGCCACCUACACAUGGCAACACAAUUCCACUGGUGCACACUGUCACACACAAGGACAUUGUUGACUGCAAGGCUGUCUGCAUUUGCGAUAAACGCCAGACCUGGAAUCGCCUCUGUGCCACCAAAUACCAUGUGUCGUACUGCAGUGUACAAGGACCCAUCGCAACCGCAUCUGGAACCGUAACCAUUUCCCGGUCGCCAAUGUCACCUUCACCGACAGCAUUCACACAUUGGGUCGUCUACCAUGUCUGA
Pyrenophora tritici-repentis Pt-1C-BFP is the source of this 366-nucleotide messenger RNA. The record is from RefSeq and is a predicted model, not a curated record. NCBI's taxonomy places the organism in Eukaryota, Fungi, Ascomycota, Dothideomycetes, Pleosporales, Pleosporaceae.